CUCGGACGCCACUGCGCAUGCUCGGACAUGGCAGCUGCCAGUGGGAAGCUCCUCAGAUCCAAACACAGUUUAGUUAUUUAGUCAAAUAAGCCGUGAGCUAACCGAGAGGACAGAUGUGCUGUCUCACUGACAGGGACAUGAAGGAGUAAGACAGGCGGCAGCGGGGACUCUUGAGAUCUGGUCUGGAUGGAACCGACGGGUCUACGAGACGUUUUCAAAUGUAUAACACUAUCCAUCGCAGCAAUGGAGGAUAUCGGUCUCCAUCCCAAACCCACCAAUGACCCCCCUGUUCACAGACCCACAGUCUCUGAGACUUUUGGGCUGCACCACAUCCCACCAGACUAUCUGCACGUCACUGAUGCAAGCAGGAAAUCUGACAUGCAAAAAGAUGCACCAUCCAAAAAGAGGUCCCACUCGAUAAUGAUAGCAGAGCCACAGAUGAUUCCCCAGUUUCCCCUACAGAGUGUGGGUCCUCUGGGUGUCGACACCACGCUCUUUAAUACAGCUGCCAAAUAUGGAAACACCAAUUUGGAUAAGGCUGGGGCCGUCAGGAAAAAAGCCAAAGUCGGAGAUCCAUCAAAGUGGAAGCAAAACAAGCAGAAACAGCUGAGGAUGGAGGGUAAAGCAUACGUGAGCAAACGCAAAAAAGACGGCGAGGUUGUGACAAAACAGCCGAGGGAAAUGGGGCCAAGGUGCACCUCGAACGCAUGCAAAAAGGCUUCAAACCGGCUUUGUAGUGAAAUCAACGAGGAGGCCAGGAGGAAGGUGUUUGAUGAAUUCUGGCAGCACAUGAACUGGGCUCAGAGAAAACUGUAUGUAGCAGAACAAGUUGACCGCGACCCCGUGGAAAGAUCUCGGGCGGUGGGGUCGCAUUCGAGAAGAUCAGUGUCACUCCGUUAUCACUUGAUGGUGGAUGGCAAAAGGAAACAAGUGUGUAAAAACAUGUUCCUGUCCACUCUGGGGAUAGGAGAGUGGUCUGUGCUCAACUGGACGCAGAAUGGAGCAACGAAAAAGAAUGGAGCAAAUGAAAACAAAUUAGAAAAGAGGCAGACUGUCCCUCAGUGUCCUCAACAAACCCCACAACUGAACCCUGCUCCUUCUGCAGCCAAUAGUACUGUGGAGGUCACACAGGAACAAGUAAAUGUUACUGACAACAACAGGCCAACAGAAUCAGAGGGGCCUGUCAGAAAGAAAUCCAGAGUCGCCAAGCCUCUAACAUGGAAGCAAAACCGACAAAAGCAACUCAGGAUGGAGGGCAAACCGUAUGUCAGCAAACGAAAGAAAGACGGCACAACCAUAACUAAAGGUCAGAGGACAAUGGGAUUGAGAUGCACAUCAAGUGCUUGCAAAAGGGCAUCCAACCGCUUCUGUGCUGACUUCAGUGAAGAAACAAGGAACGAGCUGUUCACUAGCUUCUGGCAGUGCAUGAACUGGUCUCAGAGGAAGAUCUAUGUGUCGGGAUUAGUCGACUGCGACCCAGUGGAAAGAACCCGAGCACCGUGGACUCAGUCAAGAAGGUCGGUCUCGAUGCGAUAUCAUUUGAUAGCCAACGGUGACAGAAAACAAGUUUGCAAAAAGAUGUUCCUCUCCACUUUGGGGAUUGGGGAGUGGUCAGUGCUUAACUGGGCGCAAAAUGCAUCCCAGCAGGAUAAUUCAGAAAACACCAAAAAGCAAACACAGAGGAAGUCUCGUAAAGCUUCAGAGCAUGUAGUCCUGAAGGAGUUCCUCCAGAGUUUACCCAAAAUGCCCUCAUACUGUUGCGGGACGUCUGUCUCCAAGCUUUACCUGGAGCCGGUCUUCUCAAACAUGUCCGAGGUGUACAGGCACUACUACAACCACUGCAUAGAGAGGAAGACGCCGCCGCUUUCUCGGCAGGUUUUUUGUGCUGUAUUUAAAAAGAUGGAUUUGGGGUUGUGUGACCCCAAAAGGGAUCAAGGGUGUUCUUUUGGUGCGACUGGAAAUUUGUUUAAUGAGCUUUGGGAAGAAUAUUGCUUGGAAAGAGGAGCUCCAGGACCACAGCCAGAGAAAGGGUGUAACCAGUAGAAAGAGAUUAAGGACAAAAAGGUUAAAGGUUGGAGUUCACUGCUAUGUUACUCCAUUACUUACAACAUCAUCAUAUACACGUUGCGGAAACUUUAAUUCCAAGACUUUGCCAAAAUGACUCAGUGAUCUCACAUUUCAUUAAAUCCUGUUAAAGGGGACCUACCAUGCUCACUUUACUUGAAUUUAAAGUUCCUAUUAGAACAUGUUUAUAUGAUUUAACUGUCAAAAAACACUAUUUUCUUCACACCAUCUCUUUGAGCCCCCCUUCCAAAAAAGCCCUGACUGCUCUGAUUGGUCAUCGUCUCCAGAUCUUUCACAUUCCUAGGUCUCCAUGGCGUGAUGAAGCAGGGGAAUCACUAUAAUGGGGAAAAGCAACACUUUUUACACUGAAAAAUCACCAGUAAAAGCUAUUAAACACAACCAGACAUGUUCCAGCAGGAAUAUGAUCCAAAAUCACUGAGAAAUUUACAACAUCAGCACCCAAGAUUACAUGUUUACUGACCUUAGCAUGUUGCUACAUGUAUGUUAGCAGUGUACUUGCAGCCAGGGAAUGACUGUAAUGGAAAAUAGCAACACUUUUUUUUGUUAAAUAUCCCCAAUAAAAGCUUCUAAACACAACCAGACAUGUUCCAGCAGGAAUAUUAUCGUAAUCUGAGAGAAAUUUACAAUGUCAGCAACUCAGAUUACAUGAUUCCCUGAUGUUAGCAUAUAGCUACAUGUAUGUUAGCAGUGUACUUGCAGCCAGGAAAUGACUGUAAUGGAAAAUAGCAACACUUUCUUUUGUUAAAUAUCCCCAAUAAAAGCUUCUAAACACAAUCACACAUGUUCCAGCAGGAAUAUGAUCGUAAUCUGAGAGAAAUUUACAAUGUCAGCAACCCAGAUUACAUGAUUCCCUGAUGUUAGCAUGUAGCUACAUGUAUGUUAGCAGUGUACUUGCAGCCAGGGAAAAGCUGUAACAAAGUAUAGCAGCAAUUUUUACCGUGAAAAAUUACCAGUAAAAGCUUCUUAACACAACCAGACGUGUUUCAGCAGAAAUAUGAUCCGAAAUCAGGGAGAAAUUUACAACGUCAGCAAUCCAGAUUACAUGAUUCCCUGAUGUUAGCAUGUAGCUACAUGUAUGUUUGCAGUGUACUCGCAGCCAGGGAAAAGCUGUAACGAAGUAUAGCAGCACUUUUUACCGUGAAAAAUUACCAGUAAAAGCUUUUAAACACAACCAGAUAUGUUUCAGUAAGAAUAUGAUCUGAAAUCAGGGAGAAAUUUACAACAUUGGCACCCAAGAUAACAUGUUUACUUGAUGUUAGCAUGUAGCUACGUGUAUGGUAGCAGUGUACCUGCAGCCAAGGAAUAACUGUAACAGAGUAUAGCGACACUCUUUUGUUAAAAAUCCCCAAUAAAAGUUUAUAAACACAACCGGAAAUGUUCCAGCAGGAAGAUGAUCCGAAAUCUGGAAGAAAUUUACCCAAGAUUACAUUUUCCCUGAUGUUAGCAUGUAGCUUCAUCUGGCAGUGUAGGCUACGUAAUGUAUUUGCAGUAGCAUGCCUGGGACAGAUCACCAUAUAAAGAAAUCUGACACAUUAUGAUGUCAUACUGCAGCCAGAGAAAAAAAAAGUUAGAAACGGAGUGUUCAUAAAACCUGACACAGGGAUUACAUUUACAUACAUUUACCUACCUACCUUUUUUAAAACUUUGGCCUUGUUUAAUAUGAACAUCCUUCAUUGUAACACUGCAUAUAAAACUAAAUACAGAAAAGCAUGAUAGGUCCCCUUUAAUAUACACUAUGGUUGUCUUUGUGCAGCUGAAUGCUCGUUUCACUUAAGUGGAAUUAUUUAAGCACUACAUUUUGUUUUUGUAAUGGAGAAUGCUACAUUGUCCCUUAAAAUGUAAUUUAUUUUGAUAUUCUUUGUCAAACAUCAUUAAUAGUUCAAGGCUAAAACAAAAUGUGUCACAAUAUGUGUGAAAAACACUAAAACAUAUUCAUCUGUUGAUCUACUGUUUGGACUUUCAGUAAGUUUCAUGUGAAAUGUCAAAGUCAAAUGCUUUCAAUGACUCGCAAUACUGCAAACUGCUUAAUUUUUUUGUUAUUUAUUUAACUUUGUGCUUGACAGAGCCGCUCUGGCCUGAGAUGUUCUGUUUUCUUUUGUGGAUUAAAUAAGACAAAAUAACAGACGCA
This is a messenger RNA of Epinephelus moara (kelp grouper), 4213 nucleotides long. RefSeq lists its product as uncharacterized. The transcript is spliced from 5 exons. The coding region runs from base 187 to 2043 and encodes 618 amino acids. Lineage: Eukaryota; Metazoa; Chordata; Actinopteri; Perciformes; Serranidae. The record is from RefSeq and is a predicted model, not a curated record.